UGCACGCUUUGCUGCAGUCUUUUCAGCACAGGGUUGAGUCAAAAAGAUGUACUCAAUACCCAUUGAUUGGCUGGAAUCCUUUCAGUGGUCUCCCACUUGUCAGUGACCUGGAGGGUGUGCGUGUGUAGGAAUGAAUGACAGCUUGCCUGGGCCUCUUUCCAUUGCCUCCAUGAUUCUCUGCAUGGAGUAAGAGCAUUGUUACCUAGAGCCAGGGACAUGCUAGAUCUGUCCUAGCAACUGUACAGCAGUGGCUCUCCUCUUGCAGUUUCACAUACGAGGCUUUUUCAGUCUUGCUGUCAUAUACUGUCAUUAUGGUUGGCUCCUGCGGGACGUGACUCUGUCCUGGAAAGGAUUUUUUUUUACUUGCCGCUGCGUUGAUUAAAGCUCUUUUCCGGGAAGAUGGCAGCGUGCAGGGUAAAAAGGAACAGGACCCACAUGUCAGUGGUCUAGGAUGGCCAGUGAAGGCUCCAACAUCCCAAGUCCUGUGGUGCGUCAGAUUGACAAACAGUUUCUGAUCUGCAGCAUAUGCCUGGACCGCUACAAGAACCCCAAGGUACUCCCCUGUCUGCACACUUUCUGUGAGAGGUGCCUACAGAAUUACAUUCCAGCCCACAGCUUAACUCUUUCUUGCCCAGUGUGCCGCCAGACAUCCAUUCUGCCAGAGAAAGGGGUUUCUGCACUUCAGAACAAUUUCUUCAUUACCAACCUGAUGGAUGUCCUGCAGCGAACUCCAGAAAAUAGCAUUGAGGAGUCUUCCAUCUUGGAGACUGUCACAGCUGUUGCUGCAGGGAAACCACUUUCCUGCCCGAAUCAUGAAGGAAAUUUGAUGGAAUUUUACUGUCAGUCUUGUGAGACAGCCAUGUGCCGGGAAUGUACAGAAGGAGAGCAUGCGGAGCAUCCCACAGUGCCUCUCAAGGAUGUUGUUGAACAACACAAGGGUUCGCUUCAAGCACAAUUAGAUGCUGUCAACAAAAGACUUCCAGAGAUAGAUACUGCACUUCAUUUCAUAUCUGAAAUUAUACAUCAGCUGACCAACCAAAAGACCAACAUCGUUGAUGAAAUUCAUUCCACUUUUGAUGAACUCCAGAAAACUUUAAAUGUUCGCAAGAGUGUGCUACUUAUGGAACUGGAAGUCAAUUACGGCCUUAAACAUAAAGUUUUGCAGAAUCAACUUGAUACCCUCUUGGAAGGACAGGAAAACAUUAAGAGUUGUAGUAACUUUACAGCCCAAGCACUCAACCAUGGAACGGAAACAGAAGUGUUGCUUGUCAAGAAGCAAAUGAGCGACAAGCUGAACGAUCUGGCCGACAGAGAUUUCCCACUCCAGCCCCGUGAAAAUGAUCAGCUGGACUUCAUAGUGGAAACAGAUGGGCUGAAGAAGUCCAUUCAUAACCUUGGCACUAUUUUAACCACAAAUGCUGUUGCUUCUGAAACAGUGGCCACCGGCGAAGGGCUGAAGCAGACGGUGAUAGGACAGCCUAUGUCAGUCACCAUCACUACAAAGGACAAGGAUGGUGAGCUCUGUAAAUCUGGGAACGCUUAUCUGACUGCUGAGCUGAGUACCCCUGAUGGGAGUGUAGCCGAUGGAGAAAUACUUGACAAUAAAAAUGGCACUUACGAAUUUCUGUAUACUGUCCAGAAAGAAGGGGAUUUUACUCUUUCACUGAGACUCUAUGAUCAGCAUAUUAGGGGCAGCCCAUUCAAACUCAAGUUAAUCAGAUCAGCGGAUGUGUCCCCAACGACUGAAGGAGUCAAAAGGCGUGUUAAGUCUCCUGGCAGUGGCCAUGUCAAGCAGAAGGCGGUAAAAAGACCGGCUAGUAUGUACAGCACCGGCAAAAGGAAAGAGAACCCCAUUGAAGAUGAUUUGAUCUUCAGAGUAGGUACCAAAGGGAGAAACAAAGGAGAAUUUACAAAUCUUCAGGGAGUAGCUGCAUCCACAAAUGGAAAAAUAUUAAUAGCCGAUAGCAAUAAUCAGUGUGUACAGGUGUUUUCCACUGAUGGCCAGUUCAAGAGCCGUUUUGGUAUUCGGGGAAGGUCUCCCGGUCAGUUGCAGCGGCCGACAGGAGUGGCUGUGCACCCUUGUGGGGACAUCAUUAUUGCCGACUAUGAUAAUAAAUGGGUUAGCAUAUUCUCCUCUGAUGGAAAAUUUAAGACAAAAAUUGGGUCUGGAAAACUUAUGGGACCGAAAGGCGUUUCUGUGGAUCGAAAUGGGCACAUCAUUGUUGUGGACAACAAAGCAUGUUGUGUGUUCAUCUUCCAGCCUAAUGGAAAAAUAGUAACCCGGUUUGGAAGCCGAGGCAAUGGGGACAAACAAUUUGCAGGUCCCCAUUUUGCAGCUGUCAACCACAAUAAUGAAAUUAUUAUUACUGAUUUCCACAAUCACUCUGUCAAGGUAUUUAACCAGGAAGGUGAAUUCAUGUUGAAGUUUGGGUCUAAUGGAGAAGGGAACGGGCAGUUCAAUGCUCCAACAGGAGUAGCUGUGGAUUCUAAUGGAAAUAUUAUUGUAGCAGACUGGGGAAACAGCAGAAUACAGGUUUUUGAUGGAAGUGGAUCCUUUUUAUCCUAUAUAAACACAUCUGCUGAUCCACUGUAUGGUCCUCAAGGUUUGGCCUUGACAUCCGAUGGUCAUGUGGUAGUUGCAGACUCCGGCAAUCACUGCUUCAAAGUCUAUCGAUAUUUACAGUAACAACUGGAACAGGAUCUCGCUCAAGAUGUUUCUAGCUUCAGAAAUCCAAGAUAGAUCCUUUUGUGUAGGAUGUCCACCUCUUAAAUACUUCAAUUUUAAUGCUGAAGGAGGCUCCAGUUUAUCCCCUAAACCUACAUUGUUUACAUAGGAUUUGCACCUCAUAUGUUCUGCACUGAACGUGUCCUAGGGGAUUAAUACAUACAACCCUGUUUUUUCUCCCUCCCCUUCCCCAAAUUCACAAAGACAGUGGAACACUAGACAUAUGAACUAUGGCUUGUAGAUCAGGCAUUUCUGUAAUUGACCAAUUUUUGUGAAGGAGGGGAAGAACAUAAAAAGUUACUUGUUAUUAAAGGGUGUAUACAAUAUGUGAAUGGGAGUGCUGGUUUAAAGCAUCCAUGUUUGGAAGUUGUGUGUGUUAAGGACUAUUUGACCCCAGCAGGAAGUCUGGGAACCUUCUAGAUCACAUUGUUAUAGCUAAGUAUUACACUUGUAAGAUUCUUCCUUCCUAGUUCAUGUAAUAAAUAGUUUCUUUUAGUAAUAAGGA
Molecule: messenger RNA, 3230 nt
Organism: Anolis sagrei ordinatus
Lineage: Eukaryota; Metazoa; Chordata; Lepidosauria; Squamata; Anolidae
Gene: TRIM2
Product: tripartite motif containing 2
Biological process (GO): proteasome-mediated ubiquitin-dependent protein catabolic process; negative regulation of translation; protein polyubiquitination
Molecular function (GO): ubiquitin protein ligase activity; zinc ion binding; protein binding
Source: RefSeq, a predicted model, not a curated record